Molecule: messenger RNA, 885 nt
Organism: Closterium sp. NIES-65
Lineage: Eukaryota; Viridiplantae; Streptophyta; Zygnematophyceae; Desmidiales; Closteriaceae
Source: the annotation of a GenBank genome assembly
AUGCAUGCUAGACUUGCGCACGUCGGCAUGGACACCAUCAGGAGCUCGGCGAAGAACGAGGUCGCCAUUGGGCUGGACCUCAAGUCGGCGACAGGCGCCGACUCACCGUGUUUCUCGUGCGUCAGCGGGAAGCUGGCGCGGCACACCUUCCUCGACGAAGGCUCCGACGCCGACGACGUACUGGCCGUCGUGCACAUCGACCUGUGCGGGCCGUUCCGCGUGGCUGCCGAGGACGGCAGCCUGUACUUCUUGCUGCUGAAGGACCGCAAGAUCCGCUUCGUGAGGGUGAGGCCAGUCGCCAAGAAGUCGGAUGUGCUGCUGGAGUUCCAGAAGUGGCUGGUGUUUGUGGAGAGGCAGACGAAGAAGUCGAACGGCAUGGUGGAGAGGGAGAUGAGGACGGUGGUGGAGUCAGUGCGGACGAUGCUGCUACACAUGGGCGUGCAGCACCACUGGUGGCACCUCGCUCUGCGUCAUGCUGUAUGGAUCCGCAACUGCCUGGAGAGGUUGGCGCUGCCGCCGGGGACGACGCCGUACCAGCUGCUGGCUGGCCAGAAGCCCGACUUGUUGAUGGCGCGGGUGUGGGGCUGCAUGGCGCAGUUCCUCGUCCCCGAGCAGCAACGUGGUGGUAAGCUGAAGCCGAAGGCCAGGUGGGGCCUUCAGCUCGGCGUGUCGAUGGCGAGCAAGGGCUGGGAGCUCCUCGACAUCGACGCCAACCAGGUGGUCACCACGUCGGACAUGGUGUUCUACGAGGAUAUGUCGCUGGAGGUGCGGAAGUCGGAGCACGGGCAGGUGUCAGGUCGGACGCCGACCACCCCACCGACCGAUACCUCGCCGGCGACGCUGCCUCUGCCUCUGCUCACCGACCAUGGCAGAGAGGUUGACUAG